Oncorhynchus keta (chum salmon) is the source of this 997-nucleotide messenger RNA. RefSeq lists its product as uncharacterized. Bases 11 to 997 code for a protein of 328 amino acids. NCBI's taxonomy places the organism in Eukaryota, Metazoa, Chordata, Actinopteri, Salmoniformes, Salmonidae. The transcript has 6 exons. The record is from RefSeq and is a predicted model, not a curated record.
GUGUAUCUCAAUGUGUUUGGUCCAGGUCUAUAGUAUAUCUCAAUGGGUUUGGUCCAGGUCUACAGUAUAUCUCAAUGGGUUUGGUCCAGGUCUACAGUAUAUCUCAAUGGGUUUGGUCCAGGUCUACAGUGUAUCUCAAUGGGUUUGGUCCAGGUCUAUAGUAUAUCUCAAUGGGUUUGGUCCAGGUCUACAGUAUAUCUCAAUGGGUUUGGUCCAGGUCUACAGUAUAUCUCAAUGGGUUUGGUCCAGGUCUACAGUAUAUCUCAAUGGGGUUGGUCCAGGUCUACAGUAUAUCUCAAUGGGUUUGGUCCAGGUCUAUAGUAUAUCUCAAUGGGUUUGGUCCAGGUCUACAGUAUAUCUCAAUGGGUUUGGUCCAGGUCUACAGUAUAUCUCAAUGGGUUUGGUCCAGGUCUAUAGUAUAUAUCAAUGGGUUUGGUCCAGGUCUACAGUAUAUCUCAAUGGGUUUGGUCCAGGUCUACAGUAUAUCUCAAUGGGUUUGGUCCAGGUCUACAGUAUAUCUCAAUGGGUUUGGUCCAGGUCUAUAUCUCAAUGGGUUUGGUCCAGGUCUACAGUAUAUAUCAAUGGGUUUGGUCCAGGUCUACAGUAUAUCUCAAUGGGUUUGGUCCAGGUCUACAGUAUAUCUCAAUGGGUUUGGUCCAGGUCUACAGUAUAUCUUAAUGGGUUUGGUCCAGGUCUACAGUAUAUCUCAAUGGGUUUGGUCCAGGUCUACAGUAUAUCUCAAUGGGUUUGGUCCAGGUCUACAGUAUAUCUCAAUGGGUUUGGUCCAGGUCUAUAUCUCAAUGGGUUUUGGUUCAGGCUUGCGAAUGUGUCUGAUGUUGGUGCCGGGCUCAGAGGGUUUGAAGGGGGCCAGGGCUCCGUAGGGCUUGGGCAGGGGCAGGGUGUCCCCCAGGGGGAUGUAGGCGUUGGGUCGGGCCUCGGCCGUGGUGUACACCCCACUAGGGAGCUGGGACCUCUCCUCCUCCUCCACCAGCUGUAA